Poecilia latipinna (sailfin molly) is the source of this 2690-nucleotide messenger RNA. RefSeq names its product cytochrome P450 3A40-like. The coding region runs from base 49 to 1434 and encodes 461 amino acids. The record is from RefSeq and is a predicted model, not a curated record. NCBI's taxonomy places the organism in Eukaryota, Metazoa, Chordata, Actinopteri, Cyprinodontiformes, Poeciliidae. Gene Ontology annotation, molecular function: iron ion binding; oxidoreductase activity, acting on paired donors, with incorporation or reduction of molecular oxygen; steroid hydroxylase activity. The transcript has 13 exons.
ACAUACGGAGUGUUUGAGAAGUUGAGGGUCAGGGGACCAAAGCCACUCAUGUAUUGGGGGACAGUUGGGAGGCAUAACCAGGUGUACUACUUGGAUGACUAUGAAUGUGCUAAAAAGUAUGGAAGAGUAUGGGGCUUGUAUGAGCUCAGGAGGCCCAUGCUGGCUGUGAUGGAUCCUGAAAUGCUGAAAAUCAUCCUUGUUAAAGAGUGCUUCACAUACUUUACCAACCGAAGAAACUUCCGCCUGAAUGGGGACCUCUAUGACGCCGUGAACAUUGCUGAAGAUGAUCAGUGGAGACGAAUUCGUAACCAAGUUACUCCUUCAUUCACCUCUGGGCGUAUAAAAGAGAUGUUCAACAUAAUGCAGCAUCAUUCCCACAAGAUGGUUGUUGGCUUGCAAUCUAAGGUGGACAACAGUGAAGUUAUUACCAUGAAAGACAUUUUUGGACCCUACAGCAUGGAUGUGAUGGCGAGCUGUGUAUUUAGUGUGGACCUGGACUCAAUUAACGAGCCUUCAAAUCCCUUCAUUACGCAUGCUUCGAAGCUUUUUAGAUUUCCUGUGCCUCUUUUCUUGUUUCAAGGGUUUUUUCCUUUCUUUCUUCCUCUGCUGAAAUUCCUUGGAGUUUCACUAUUCCUGAAGUCCUCUACUUCUUUCUUUAGAACAGUUGUGGAGAAAAUAAGAGCAGAACGGAAUGAGAGCUCAAAAACGAAUGUGGCCGAUAUUCUUCAGUAUUUUAUCAACUAUCAAACAAAAACCCUCACCAAAGUAAUGGAGAAUCAAGGUCUUAAUGAUCAUGAGAUCCUUUCCCAAGUCACAAUGCUCAUCUUUGCUGGGUAUGAAACUAGUGCCACCACUCUUACUUUCUUAGCAUACACGUUGGCAAGGAAUCCUGAAGUCAUGAAACAUCUGCAGCAGGAAAUAGACUCAACUUUUCCAGAGAAGGGUCCCAUCCGGUAUGAAAGUCUGAUACAGAUGGGGUACCUCAGCAGUGUGGUGGAUGAGUGUUUGAGGCUCUAUCCCCCAGCUGCACGUCUGGAGAGAAUGGCUAAAGAAACUGUGAAGAUCAAAGGAAUCACAAUCCCCAAGAACAUGAUUGUUAUGGUUCCAGUUUAUGCUCUGCACCGUGACCCAGAGUUAUGGCCAAAUCCAGAGGAGUUCAAACCUGAGCGAUUUAGUAAGAAGAACAAACAGAGCAUCAACCCGUAUACUUACCUGCCGUUUGGGAUCGGACCACGGAACUGUCUGGGGAUGCGAUUUGCUCUGGUAAUGAUCAAACUGGCCUUGGUGAAAGUUUUGCAGAACUACAGCUUCCUGGUCUGUGACGAGACUGAGAUCCCUCUGAGGAUGCACCCUGAGGGCCUGAUGGGACCUCUGCAGCCAAUCAAACUAAAGCUACAGAAACGCUCCCUCAACUCAGCAGACCUGGACAACUGAUGACUGACUGACCGUACAUCGCUCAAGGCUAAGCCUAUGUAUGCAGUUGUUAGUAGCAGUUUGAUUUGAUAAAGAGCAUUUGAUACUAAUUUUUGUUUAUGUUAAUAAACAGCAAUAUUUCAGUUAAAUAUUUUGGAACAUUGUCUUUAGGUUUUCUACAUAGUUUAAAGGUGCCUUUCUGUUUCUCAUCCCCGCCUGAGUUUACCCAGACUUGUUGAAAUCAUAUUGAUCAAAUAGAAAAACAUUUGUCAAAGUAUGAACUUAUUAAAGAGAAAGUUAAGAUAUUAAGAUAAUUUCUCCAAAAAUAUUCUUAAGAAUUAUAUUGAAAUAUGAUUGGUGAAAGAGCACAAUUUUUUACUAUUAUAUUAUUUCCAAACUGUUACCUUUUACAAAAUAUUGGGUCCACAUAAAGUAAAUCUUUGUCCAUUUUUAACUCCUCAUAAGCAACACUGACAACACAUUAUGAAAAAAAAAUCCCAAAUGUCAUUUACUAAAGCUGCAGACAUACCUACCAGAAAGUACAUAUUCCACAUAUUCCAUCUGUUUGCUAAACGUAAGAUUGUUUAUGUGCAGAAAUCUUCAACCACGCUGUUUUACAAACCAAAUUUAAAACACUUUUAGUGCCUAACAGAACAAUUUUAUCCACCAAUACUUUAAAUAAUUCUAAUACAGUCAUAUGAAAAAGUUUGGGCACCCCUAUUAAUCUUAAUCAUUUUUAUUUUUAAAUAUUUGGGUGUUUGCAACAGCUAUUUCAGUUUGAUAUAUGUAAUAACUGAUGGACACAAUAAUAUUUCAGUAUUGAAAUGAGGUUUAUUGUACUAACAGAAAAUGUGCAAUAUGCAUCAAAACAAACUUUGACAGGUACAAAAAUUUGGGUACCCUUAUCAUUUUAUUGAUUGAAUACUCCUAACUACUUUUCACUGACUUACUGAUGCACAAAAUUGGUUUGGUAACCUCAUUAAGCUUUGAACUUCAUAGCCACGUGUAGCCAAUUAUGAGAAAAGGUAUUUAAUGUGGCCAAAUGCAAGUUGUUCUCCUAUUUGAAUCUCCUCUGAAGAGUGGCAACAUGGGCACCUCAAAACUGCUCUCAAAUGAUCUGAAAACAAAGAUUGUUCAACAUAGUUGUGUAGGGGAAGAAUACAAAAAGUUGUCUCAGAGAUUUAAUCUGUCAGUUUCCACUGUGAGGAACAUAGUAAGGGAAUGGAAGAUCACUGGGACAGUUCUUGUUAAGCCCAGAAGUGGCAGGCCAAGAAAAA